CUGAGGCUCAAAAGUGAAGUGAAAUGCCCAAGAUCACAAAGCAGUUAGCAAUUGGCUAACUUUGGCGUGGAGAUUUAAGCGUUAUAAAGCGCUUUAUGUAUAUAGUAGUAAAUUCCUAAAGUACUAUGGAAGUCAUCACCCCCACUGUACAGAUGAGAAAACUAAAGCGAAGAGAAAAAUUAAAUCUGGCCCAAGUCCCACAGCUAUGAGUGCCCCAGCAGAAGGGCAAGGCCCGGGAGAGGACAAGGAAGCGGAGGACGGAGUCAGCAGCAGCACGGGCUGUCCCGGAGGUCCCUUCGCCGAGCGCUCCAAGGCUCGUCCGAGACGGAAGCGCCGCGUCCUCUUCUCGCAGGCGCAGGUGUUGGAACUGGAGCGACGCUUCCGGCAGCAGAGGUACCUGUCGGCGCCCGAGCGCGAACACCUGGCCCGCGCGCUGCAGCUCACCUCCACGCAGGUGAAGAUCUGGUUUCAAAACCGCAGGUACAAGUGCAAGAGGCAGCGGCAGGACGCGUCCCUGGAGCUGGCUGGCCAGCCGCUCCCGCCCCCGCCGCUGUCCGCGCGCAGGGUGGCGGUGCCGGUGCUGGUCCGCGAUGGCAGACCCUGUGUCCGAGCGGGAGGCCAGCCCUACCUGGCUCCGCCCUAUACCCCCUACGCUUGCUACGGCGCCGGGCCCGCCUCUCGCUACCAAGCCCCGGGCUCCGGAGCGAAGCGAAGCUUCGGCAGGGCGCAUCUGGAGGCCCAGAGCUCCCAGACGCAAGCGCGAGGCACGCUUCAGGGCGUCAGGGCCUGGUGAGGCUCCCACCGCUGCUCCGCAUCCCCAGAUUGCUCUGCGAAGAGGGGCCAUUGCUCCCCACAGUCUCCCCCUUUCUGACGGUGUAUAGAAGCAGCCUCCCCCACUGCAUCCCCGACAACCCCGCUUUCCAAGAGGCUCGGUCCAUUCCAUUCUGGCUUAAUUUUCAUUUCUUGACUUUGUGGUCAGAUAAAACUCACCCCGGGUUUUGUUUUUUUGUUUUUUUUUUUAAGCCAAAAGACACCUUGGGGAUCGACUUCGAAUCUCUCCUUUUGCAAUUGAAAGAGAAGGAGGCCUAAAGGAGGAGAAUGACUUGUCCAAGUUUAUUUGGCAGAGCGCAGAAAGCUUCCUCCUCUUAGAAUAAGUAAUACCCAAAGAGUCUGAUGCUUCCUAUCAGCAAGUUUCAUUGUGUUCGUUCAUUCAGCCCGCAUUAUUUAAUUCCCUACUAUGUGCAAUUUGCCUCUUCCUCGCCUUAGCCCCCAAGUUCCCCACCCCCAAGCCAGGGCAGACAUUCUCCCAAUGGGUAAGUGCCCACUCCUCUCUUCCUUCACACAAGUAAGGCUGAUGUCAAGGCCGCUCAUGGCUGUGGGGGAAACCGGUCUGUUUGGAACCAGAGGCCGGUAGUUGCUCUGCAGAUUCUCACCUGUGUGACCUUGCGAUAAUCACAAUCUCUUCUGCCUUUUUAUUGUUCUUUUCUCAAGACCAAGUUUUACAACAUCUGCUUGUGGGUUUCCUAGAACCUAAAUCUCACCAUAUCUACUCAAAAGAGUACAACUAUUAUGAAAAGGAACAAACAAUUAAGAAAAAGAAAUUUAUUCAAACAGAAUAGAUUUGAGGUUAGAUAAAAUCAAUAAAGACCAAAAAGAGGGAGAGGGAGAGGGAGAGAGAGAGGGAGAGACAGGAAAAGGAAAAAAAAGGAAAAAAACCCUUCCCUAAGAGUGAUAACAUCUAAUACUGGGGUGGCUCCCUUCUUUCCAGUCAUCCAACAAAUUUCAAAAUCAGUUUCCUUUCUGGCUGAGCACACAUCAUGUCGCUUGCCAAUUAUUCUCUCUUCUGAAUUAUAACAUCAUCCAACUCCUUUUUCCUCUUGACUCAAAAAUAUACCAUAUUAUAUUAUCCAAAUAAAUUCAAAGCCUCUCUCCACCUCACUGCAAACUGUAUACAACAGAUGCCUGUUUUCCCUUCUUUUCUUUCUAACAGUAGUUGCCAGUGAUUUAAACUCAUCACACACACAAAUCUGGCCAUGUCUCCUUCCCUCCUGUUAUUCUUGAUAAAUUCUGAGUGUUGUCUAUCACUCCCCAAGAAGAAAAACUUUUUCCAGUCUUUUUAAAAAUUUACAUCCUCACAGGCCCCUACAUGUCUCUGUAUUCUCUGAUUCAGGCAUAUUUACUAGACUUUCUCACUGUUCCUCCUAUCUUUUCUCUAUGUUGGUUGACAGAGCCAGGGGUUGCCUGCUCCACAGUGCUGGAGGACAAAUGAUCCCUGUUUAUUUUUUAAAAAUUGAAAAGCCAUUUAAAAAUCCCUCCCUGCCCAAUAUUUUAUGCUUUAAAAGCACAUCUUCUCCCCUUGGCAUAAAUCAUCUGUAGGAUAGCAUAUUGGUUUCUUCUCAGAGGAGGAGCUUCUUAAGAAUGAUGGCUUGCUCAUCUUCUGGGGCUGGAUUUCACCUCAGCAGAUUAAGAUUCUGCCUUCUCAGAAGAUUAAGAAAUGUAAUUGAAGCUGGCAGAUAUUUGAUUGUUCAUAAGUAAAUCCCAGUGAUACGUCUUGAUGCACAUGCAGUGCUACCACUUUCUCUAAAGGCUCUUUUUCUAGUAGCUUAGAACGUUCCUGUUGAAAUGGACAUUUUUACAAUUUCCAUGAAUUACAAGGAUCUACUUGUGGGUUCUCUAAUAACUGAAUGUCCCUAAAGGACAUCAAAAGCCUGUGAUAGAUAUUGUAUCAUUGUAUCAUGACAUCAAUCUUUUGGGGAACCAAUCUACAGAGACCAUCUAUCUCUGCAGUGGCACCAUGAGGACUCAAGGAGUUUCAGGGAUAAAAGGCAGCAAUAAGACAGGAUGAAACCAUAAGUCUCUCGACAUAAGACCAGCCAUAAUCCUGAGGAUAUUGAUUAACCUAGCAAUGAAAGCUACCCAAAGGUAAAAGACUGCUUACCAAUGCAAUGGGAAGUAGACAACUUCUUCAAACAGAAAGCCUGUAUUGGCCAUUUGUUAGGCAUGUUGGGCAAGCUCAGGUACUGUUUUACUCUAGAUGAUGGCUUUAAAAUUACACUGAAACCACUGACAUCGUUUUGAAAAGUAGGAACAAUUUUCCUCCAAGGAACAAAUAUUACUGUGCUCAAUGAUUCAGAUUAAUUGUGUCUACCACCACCCAGUGGCAGCAAAUCCUAACUACAAAAGUAAGUUAUAUUUUGGGAAAAGAAAAUGACCUAAGUAUGAGGUUGCUAGUCUCGAUUCAUGUGUUUACCUAGCAGCAACCUUCAGGUUAGUAAAGAGUUUUCUCUUUUCCCAAUGAAAAAAAUGUAAGUAGUUAUUAUAUUACUUAUCGAUAAGUAUAAAAACAAAUUACAAUGGUACAAAACAGGAUUCCCAUUUCAGAUGGCCUCCAACUCAAGUUCAUGUCGCUGGACUCUAGACAAGCUGAAGACCAGAGUCCAAGGGCCAUACAAAAAUUCACACAUCACCUCCAUUUGAUGAGAGGUCUUGCAAGUUUAGAGGGGUCUGGUUAAGUCAGAAUGGGUAUAAUGCGCAAAAGUUUGAUUUUGUGAAUCAUUCUAUGUGUGAUGGCAAAUAUUAAAUGAAAUUAAGUCUUCAGUUUCUAAAAAACGAGACUAAAACACUAAAAAAAACUUUCAUAUUUUAAAAUACCCCAAAUUUCAUAGACCUAGAGAACUGAAGGAUAGCUGUAAAAUGUGCAUUUAGUGAAACUUUAUGUCUCAAGCCUUUUUUCAAUACUGCAGUAACCCUAAUGCCAAAUUUUCAUAGCAGAAUUACAGAUAUUCAGGGUAUGGGAGCAUCUUUCACACUUAUCCCAUCAAGUCCUGGUGUUGCCCCCCUUUCUUUGCUAGAAUAUCCUGAAUUACUAGUAUAUGAAGCCAACAAAUAACUGAGCUUGCAUUUAAAGAAAGAUUCACAGCAAAUCAUUUGAAGAUAGGUAGAAUAAUAUACCACAACUUGUUAAAAAUGCACUUAGGCCUAUGCAUCAUUACUCAGAGAAAUACAUAAUUAAAAUAUGGAUUAAAUUCUUGUCUAAAAUAUUGUUACUGUAAUUGUUGUUUUUUCAAGAAAGUCCAAGAACAGCUUCCACAUCUUCUUAUGGCUAUUCUCUUUUAAGAAGCUUUGGGGGAGUUAAGUUUUCAUCAAAUAAUUCAGGUCUUUAAAUGAACUCCAAAAGAAACUCUUCUCCUUUUUGCUGAUGAUCCAUUUAAGAAAACUUAAAUCUUAAAAAGAUCUUAAAAAGAAACAUUUUAUAUAUAUUUGCAUAUAAAAUAUGUAUACAUAUGUUUACUAUACUUGCCUCAAAUAUACCAACAUAGCCAAAAGAUAUGAUAUAUACGUAAUAUACUUACCUCAAUAUAUAAAGCACCACAAAAAGAUAAAAAUACAUCAAUAUACACAAACAUAUUUAUAAGCUUUUUUUUUUAAAUUGGAUCUGAGAGAGCUCAAAAAUUCUUCUCCAGAAGAAGAUAAGUCUGUAUUGUCUUAGAACCUAACUUUGAAUCACCUAAGAAGCAUUAAGAAAAAUUAAGUGUUAUCUUUCAAAUGUCAUUCUCCCAGUGACAUCUUUGCAAGGGUUAUAAAGAAUAGAUAAUUGUUAAGGACCAUACCUAAGUGAAUUGUAAGGGGCAGGUCAAUUCUCCAAGAGCCUCCACA
Messenger RNA from Sarcophilus harrisii (Tasmanian devil), 4656 nucleotides. Its product is annotated as homeobox protein Nkx-2.6-like. Gene Ontology annotation, biological process: cell differentiation; regulation of transcription by RNA polymerase II. Gene Ontology annotation, cellular component: nucleus. The transcript has 2 exons. Lineage: Eukaryota; Metazoa; Chordata; Mammalia; Dasyuromorphia; Dasyuridae. The record is from RefSeq and is a predicted model, not a curated record. Gene Ontology annotation, molecular function: RNA polymerase II cis-regulatory region sequence-specific DNA binding; DNA-binding transcription factor activity, RNA polymerase II-specific. The coding region runs from base 206 to 793 and encodes 195 amino acids.